AUGAUGAUGUGCGGAAGUGAAAAGGAGGUGGAGUCGGUGUUGUACUGGAACCCGGCGGUGAAUGAGGCAGCUGUGGUGGCUAAGCCGGACAAGUUCUAUGGGGUGACGCCUUGUGCUUUCGUGUGCUUGAAGAGUGCAGGGUUGGAUUGCAGUGUUCCUAGCGAGGAUAUAAUGGAGUUCUGUAAGGAAAGGUUGCCUCAUUUCUUAGCGCCAAAGACGGUGGUGUUCACGGAGGCGCUGCCCAAGACGUCCACCGUACAGAAGUUCGUGUUACGAGAAAUUGCCAUGUCUGUGGGUUGA
Prunus armeniaca (apricot) is the source of this 300-nucleotide messenger RNA. NCBI's taxonomy places the organism in Eukaryota, Viridiplantae, Streptophyta, Magnoliopsida, Rosales, Rosaceae. The record is from the annotation of a GenBank genome assembly.